Paramecium sonneborni is the source of this 1844-nucleotide messenger RNA. The record is from the annotation of a GenBank genome assembly. NCBI's taxonomy places the organism in Eukaryota, Ciliophora, Oligohymenophorea, Peniculida, Parameciidae.
AAUAAUGUCCACAGCAUAAUAAUUUAAAGAUCUUGGUAAUUAAGCUUUCAAAGAAAACAAAUUUGAAGAAGCUGCUAAGUUUUACUCAUAAGCAAUUUAAUUGAAUCCAAAUGAUCACAUCCUCUACAGUAAUAGAUCAGGAGCAUAUGCUUCACUCUCUAAAUAUUAGGAUGCAUUAGCAGAUGCUGAAAAAUGCAUUUCUUUGAACCCCGAUUUUGCAAAAGGUACAUUUGAAUAUCUAAAUUAGGUUACCAAAGAAAAGGUUUAGCACUUCACUAUCUUGGAGAAUUCGAAAAAGCAGUUGAUGUUUAUAAACAAGGUUUAGCCAAAGAUCCAAACAAUUCUUUACUUUAAGAAGGCUUAAAAGCUGCCCAAACAGAACUAUAAGGUACAUAGAACAAUCCAUUUGCUUCUGCAUUAAAGAAUCCAAAUAUUAUAAAACUUCUUGGUAUUCUCUAGAAAGAUCCAAGAACAUCCGCUUUCGCUUCUGAUCCAACAUUUAUGUAAUUAAUUGGCUUAAUGAUUUCUAACCCGUAAAUGGCAAGUUAAUUUAUGUAGACAGAUCCAAGAAUAUAAGCUGCUUUAUCAGUAAUAUUAGAAAACCCAGAAGCUUAAUAAAUAUUUUUUUCCGAAUUUGCUGGAAAAGUUAAGAAAACAGAUGGUGAAAAAAAAGAUGAGCCACAAUAGCCAUCAUAAAAAAUGGAAGAGGAACAUCCUCAAACAUAACAAGAAUAACAUCAUCAUCCUCAUUUUGAAUAAACCUCAUAAAAACAACACAGUUAACCCCCUCCAAAACCUUAACCAUAAUUAGAAGAAUGGGAAAUAUAAAAAAAUUUGGGUAAUGAUGAAUAUAAAAAUAAAAACUUUGAAAAAGCUCUACAAUAUUAUAACGCUGCACUUUAAUUGAAUAAAGAUGAAGCCUUGUUAUAUAAUAACAAAGCUGCUGUCUUUAUUGAAUAGAAGCUUUAUAAUGAAGCACUAGAAGUUAUAGAUGAAGGUCUUAAAAUCUUAGAGGUUCAUAGCAGUUUUUAGAAGAAAGCAAAAUUAUUGGCAAGAAAAGCCAAAAUUUAUUCACUUUAGAAUAAAAUUGAUGAUGCUAUUCAACUUUAUGAAAAGUCAUUAGUUGAAGAUCAUGUUUAAUCUGUUAAAGAUGAGUUGAAAAAAUUAUAAAAAUUGUAAAAAGAUUUGGAAGCAUAAAAUUAUUUGAACCCUGAAUUAGGUGAAGAAGCUAAUACUAAAGGAGGUGAAGCUUUUAAAGCAGGAAAAUUCCCUGAUGCAAUUCAAUUUUAUAAUGAUGCUGUUAAGAGAAAUCCAAAAGAACCAAAAUAUUAUUGUAAUAGAGCUACUGCAUACAUGAAAUUGAUGGAAUUUCCUAACGCUGUUUCUGAUUUAGAAAAAUGUUUAUAAUUAGAUCCAAAAUACUUGAAGGCCUAUGUUAAGAAAGCUAAUUGUCAUUUUGUAAUGAAAGAAUUCCAUAAAGCCAAAACUGUUUAUGAAAAGGGAUUAGAACUUGAUCCUACUAAUGUAGAAAUGUAACAAGGUCUUGAAAAAGUCAGAUUUUCAAUUUUAUAAGGAAGCGGUUCAGAAGAGGAGUAAUAAUAAAGAGCCAAGAGAGCUAUGUAGGAUCCAGAAAUUUAGUAAAUACUUAGAGAGCCUGAGGUAUUUUAUUUCUUUUAAUAAUUAGGUUAUUAAUCUCUUAAAUGACAUGAAAGAUCAUCCUUAAGAUGGAUUGAAGGCAAUUAAAUAGAAUCCUUCUUUAGCAGCUAAGAUUGAGAAACUCAUUGAGGCUGGAGUUUUAAAAACAGGUUGAUAAUAUAAAUCAUAUUAUUGUUAUUAUUAAAAUA